Macrosteles quadrilineatus (aster leafhopper) is the source of this 3904-nucleotide messenger RNA. RefSeq names its product protein shuttle craft (gene stc). Gene Ontology annotation, biological process: negative regulation of transcription by RNA polymerase II. Gene Ontology annotation, molecular function: zinc ion binding; DNA-binding transcription factor activity, RNA polymerase II-specific; RNA polymerase II transcription regulatory region sequence-specific DNA binding. The transcript is spliced from 19 exons. NCBI's taxonomy places the organism in Eukaryota, Metazoa, Arthropoda, Insecta, Hemiptera, Cicadellidae. Gene Ontology annotation, cellular component: nucleus. Bases 165 to 3383 code for a protein of 1072 amino acids. The record is from RefSeq and is a predicted model, not a curated record.
UGAACAGUCGACACUUCUCGACAUCCAUACAAACCAAACUUAUUUCCAAACAGCUUUAAAAUUAGUUGAUAAAAUUUGUACUUUCAUCUACAUUUUUGUAUAGUCAAAAGGCAGCAUCAGUAGAUUUACUUCACAGGGGGUCUCCCCAACCCCCAAAGAUCCCCAUGGCUAACUGGGGUAGGAAUUACGGCUCAAACAGAAAUCAAAAUUCCUACCAAAACUAUCAACAUGGGAGACCGUAUGAGCACUAUGCUAACUAUGGUGCCCAACAGCAGAAUUACUCCACCAAUAGUGUUCACCAAUCAUUUGGCCAAAAUUCGCUGAGCUUUUCACCCAACGGUGUUGGUCCUACCAUUUUACCAUCAACCCAAAACUUGUUCCCAUAUACAGUUCAGAGAUACCAACCUUCCGUGUACAACAACGUUGAAAUCAGCAGUGAGAUAUUGGCGAGAGCGGCCAACUCUCAGCUAACUCCCACAGCCGGAGAGUUCAUACCUAGUUCCGUUUACCAGCAAUCUUCUAACACGCCAGCAGAUCCUCAACAGCAUAAUCAAACUAGUAGACCAAGCAAUUACAGCAAUGGAAAUACCAAUAGUAAUAAAAACAAUAGGACCUCUAGAUCAAACGGAUUUGCUGGUGAAAGUAGUUCGUCCAGUAAUGGUACUAAAGAUGCAUCACAUUUUCAAAAAAAGCCAACAAACAAAGGGAAAAACUACAAUGGUGAUAACAGAAACCGGCAAGUGAAUAUUGAGCAAUCUAAAGCCGAAGGGCGGAAAAAGUUACUCGCUGAAGCGGCAGGGUUUUCGGCUCAGCAGAAAGACGCUUCAGGUCCAUCUAGAGCAACCACAAGUAACUCAAAUGAACCUUCAAAAUGGCGUCCUCGAGGUUCUGGAGAUAACAAGACGUAUUACAACGGGGACUCCAAGGUUUUCUCACGAUCUAGUAAAGUGCAAGAUCGUCACCAGCCUCGGUCUUCUCCAUCGGGCCGUGUAGGGCCAUCUCCUCGAAGAGAACGGAACUCUUCAGGCACAAAAGGAGUGGACGAAGCCGUAUCUCAGAGAGAGAGGUUGACUGAGCAGCUGAACCGUGGAGUGCUGGAGUGUCUGGUGUGUUGUGAGAUGGUGAGACAACAAGAUCACACCUGGUCCUGCAACAACUGCUAUCAUGUCCUGCAUCUGCGUUGCAUCAUCAAAUGGGCCAACACUUCCAAAGCAGAUAACGGAUGGAGAUGUCCAGCGUGUCAGAACGUGACGGUAGCAAUGCCUAAAGAAUAUUUGUGUUUCUGUGGAAAACUGGUCAACCCUGACUGGAAUCGCAACGACACUGCUCAUUCAUGUGGGGAGGUUUGCAACCGUCCGAAGGUGUUAGCCAGUCAGUUCUACAGCUGUGUACAUCGCUGCACAGUGCUGUGUCAUCCGGGUCCGUGUCCUCCUUGCAUGGCCUUAGUUACCAGGAAGUGUGGGUGUGGAGCCAGCAGUCAGUCUGUACAGUGUGGCCAGACCCAGCCUCUAGUGUGUGGAUCUGUGUGUGGCAAGGCACUGUCGUGUGGCAGACACAAUUGUACCCAGCAAUGCCAUGUAGGGGAGUGUGAACCAUGCGAGGUCAUCAUCAAACAAGUCUGCUAUUGUGGCAAGGAGCAAAGGGAGGUGUUGUGUGAUGGCAGUCAGGCCGAGGGCGAGCAGUUUGUGUGUGAAGCGCUGUGCGGCCAGCAGCUGUCAUGCGGCCACCACACGUGUAGCCAGAAGUGUCACGCGGGGCCAUGCGACACGUGUGUACGCGACCCAUCACUUGUGCUCACCUGCUUCUGUGGCAAGACUCCGCUAGGGGAGGGUCAGCAGAGAACUUCGUGUCUCGAUGAGAUCCCGACCUGCGGACAGGUCUGCGAGAAACCACUGACAUGUGGCCAGCCGAGCAGCCCACACAGUUGUAACGCUCAGUGCCAUGAAGGUCAGUGUCCUCCGUGUGACCAGACUACCCUGGUGAGAUGUCGGUGUGGCUACAUGGACAGAGAGCUGCCCUGCACUGAGCUCACUACCAAGGCUGACGACGCUCGCUGUCAAAAGAAAUGCACCAAGAAGCGUACGUGUGGCAAACACAAGUGUAACCAGUUGUGCUGCAUUGACGUUGACCACGUGUGUCCUCUACUCUGCAACCACAUGUUGAGUUGCGGCCAACACAGAUGUGAACAGCUGUGUCAUCGCGGCCAUUGUCAGCCCUGCCUGCAGUCCAGUUUCACAGAGUUGUACUGUGAGUGUGGCACAAGUGUGCUGAUGCCACCCAUCUCAUGUGGUACAAGACCUCCCCUGUGUAGUCAACCGUGCUCCAGACAACACGAAUGUGAUCACGACGUGCUCCAUACGUGUCACAGCUACGCAGAUUGUCCUCCCUGCGGAGUGCUCACCUCCAAGUACUGCUACGGAAAACAUGAGUUGCGCAAAGCAGUGCCUUGCCACAUGAAGGAGUUCUCGUGUGGCCUGCCGUGUGGUCGCGCGCUGCCGUGUGGACGACACAAGUGCAUACAGCCGUGUCACGGGGGCGACUGUGUCACGAGCUGUCGUCAGCCGUGUACCAAGCCCAGGGACUUGUGUGGUCACUCCUGCAACCAGCCUUGUCACGACGGAGAGUGUCCUGACAUGCCGUGCAAGCAGAACGUGGUAGUUACCUGUGAGUGUGGACACCGCAGCAUGUCUCGACCUUGCUAUGAGAACAACAGCGAGUAUCAGCGGAUCGCCACGUCCCUGCUGGCCUCCAAGAUGGCCGAUGUGCAACUGGGUCGUUCUGUCAACCUGUCUGACAUGCAAGGCUCCCGCAAAGUCACCAUGAAAACGCUGGAGUGUUCUGAAGAGUGUCGUGUGGUGGAGCGUAACCGUCGUCUGGCCAUUGGUCUACAGAUCCGCAACCCCGACCUGAGCGCCAAGCUGACUCCUCGAUACUCUGACUUCAUGCGAGGUUGGGCCAAGAAAGACCCUCGGUUCUGUCAACAGAUACACGACAAGCUGACCGACCUUGUCAAACUGGCCAAGGAGUCCAAGCAGAAGAGUCGGAGCUAUUCGUUCGAGACUAUGAAUAGAGAGAAGCGCCAGUUUGUUCACGAGUAUUGCACUCAUUUUGGUUGUGAAUCUGUUGCUUACGAUGCAGAGCCUAAACGCAACGUGGUUGCAACCGCUCAGAGAGAUAAGGCCUGGCUACCGAGCUACAGUCUGAUGGAAGUGUUACAGAGAGAGAUGGGGCUGCGGAAGGUACCUCUUCCAAACCUCAACUCUUCCAGCCAAAAAACUACCACUCAAAGCAAUGUUCUCCCAGUAAGAGUAGCAUUGAACCAACCAGCCAAGUCUACUGUGUCUGAUGCUCCCCAGAUUGACUAUUUCGACUACAACGGUUAAUUGCUUCACCUGACGUCCCGACGCAAUCCAUACGGGUCAAUUUAAUUGUUAUAUACAUUUAUACUAAACAUAUUAUUACACUAAUAUUUGAGAAAUCCUAUGCCAUGGUAGCACAGUGGAGUUAGCAACUGCUCACUUAAAAAUUCCAUUACUUUUAAUCUUUUGUCAAUUUUUUUACUAGUGUAAGAUAAUUUUGUUGGGCCUCCUUUUUAGGUAUUUUAUGGUUCAGGCUUAAAUUCAUGUUCAGAAUUGCAAUUAGUAAGUCAGCCGGUUAGAUUAUGGUGUAUGUAACUUAAAAAGUAAUGUUUUACCUAAAAAUAAAGUUUUACAAUGUCUCUUUCCGAUUGAAAAGUGAUCGCGACAAUAAAACUGUUUAGUUAUUUAUUUUAUGUUAAUAUGGUAAUAUUUGAUUUAUCUACAACCAUGCUAAGACGUGGGUUUUAUUUAGGUAUAAGGUAUUAUUGUUAUUUAGAUGUAUACUUACUUAAGAGAUAUUUUGGUUUGAAGUAAAUUUAUGGCAU